AUGGCCCCCCACAAUGAUGCCCCAUCACCAGCGGGCAGUUAUACGGCUGGCUUCAACAGACUCGCUUUCCGACCAGGCACCUCCUCGAGCCUGAAAAUCGGAAGUCUUGCUUCUGCAGAGUCACAAUCACCUCUAAGCAGUUCAUACGACAGCACCUCGCUUGCAGUGGAUCUUCAUGAAAACCGGCCUCUCAUUCCCGGGGUCUAUGUACCGACCAUGUGCUUCUUUGAGCCUGGUACUGAGAACGUGGACACCAACACAAUUGCGCGUCAUGCAGUGCGACUUGCUCAGGCUGGUGUUACUGGCAUCGCUACGCAGGGGUCGAACGGGGAGGCAGUUCAUCUUACUCACUCCGAACGGCAGCUUGUCACCGCCACUACCCGUCAAGCUCUGAACGACGCUGGGUAUUCUAAGAUGCCCAUCAUCGUUGGAUGCGGUAGUCAGAGCACCCGCGAGACGAUUGAGUAUUGCUCAGAGGCGUGGGCUGCUGGCGGAGACUACGCUCUUGUUCUCCCACCUUCAUACUACGCCGGCCUGUUUGCCCCGUCUUCAAAAACCAUUUUUGAGUACUUCCGCACGGUUGCGGACUCUUCUCCCAUUCCCCUAAUUAUUUACAACUUUCCGGGCGCCGUUGGUGGGCUUGACCUCUCAUCUGACGUUAUUGUUGAACUGUCCCGGCACCCUAAUAUUGUCGGUGUCAAACUGACGUGUGGAAACACGGGCAAACUGAACCGUGUUGCUGCUGCCACGAAAAAGCUGGCGAAGAAUCCCAAUGCGGCUACGCCCGAGUUCCUAGUGCUCGCGGGUUCUGCUGACUUCUCAAUCCAGUCUUUGGUGGCUGGAGGGCAUGGAAUUCUCGCAGGGUUGGCCAAUAUUGCUCCCAAAGCUUGCAUUCGCACGAUCGAACUCUUCCAAGAAGGGAAGCAACAAGAGGCCCAGGAGAUGCAGGAAACCGUAUCACAGGGUGAUUGGACCGCAAUCCAAGGAGGCGUUGUUGGGGUCAAAGCUGGUCUCCAGGCAUGGUUAGGCUACGGAGGAGUUGCGCGAAGCCCAUUGCCAAAACCAACAGCGGAACAGAUGAAGACUUGGAAAGAGGGUUUCAGAGACCUUGUCUUACUCGAGAAGUCUCUCUGA
This is a messenger RNA of Colletotrichum truncatum, 1134 nucleotides long. Its product is annotated as dihydrodipicolinate synthetase. Lineage: Eukaryota; Fungi; Ascomycota; Sordariomycetes; Glomerellales; Glomerellaceae. The record is from RefSeq and is a predicted model, not a curated record. Gene Ontology annotation, molecular function: 4-hydroxy-tetrahydrodipicolinate synthase activity.